UUUUUCUUAACUGGAUAGGGUAGUUAACGUUAUUUCCUGCAACUCGCGCUUACUCUGGUUACAAUGGUGUCACAUAGGUUGCUAAUUUACUUGGACGUAAAUUGCAAAUGAAAGGAAGAGCGCUAGUUUCGUAAGGUAAAGCAACUUGGGGGGAAAAAAAAAGCAUUUGGAACAUCACUGGUUUCCUGCAGCUGAUUUUUGUUCAGACUUUUCCCCAGUGACUUCUCUCUACAUUUGAGUUAUGUCAAUAGCUGCACUUCUUUCUUUGGUUAGACAUGGUGGGAUCCAAGUGAGGAGGACAGCACUGCUAACAUCACGCAUUUUGCAAGAUGACCCGCAUCUGAAUCUGACAUGCCAAAGCUCCACCUCAGAACGUAGGACUUCACGUUUUGACCCUGACAGCAGUGGUAGGCCAGCAACAUGGGACACUUUUGGCAUUUGGGACAACAGAAUAGAUGAACCCAUCCUUUUACCACCAAGCAUAAAAUAUGGCAAGCCCAUUCCCAAAGUGAGCCUAUCUAAGGUGGGGUGUGCCACACAACAAGGGAAGAGAAAGGUGAAUGAGGAUAGAUACAGUAUCUCUCAGCUAGCUGAAAAUAUACUUUACUUUGCUGUAUAUGAUGGCCAUGGAGGAGCAGUGGCGGCAGAGUUUUGUGAGAAACACAUGCAUCAGUUCAUUCAACGGUUUCUGGCUGAGGAGGAUGACCUGGAGCUGGUGUUGUUCAAAGCUUUUCUGGAAAUAGACAAGACUUUUGCAAGUUACAUCCGAGCAUCCAUAGAUGCUUCUGUAAUUAAUUCUGGGACCACUGCAACAGUAGCCCUGUUGCGUGAUGGAAUAGAACUGGUUGUGGCAAGUGUUGGAGACAGCCGUGCCAUUUUGUGUCGCAAAGGAAAGGCGAAAAGGCUGACAGAGGACCAUACUCCCGAAAGGAAAGACGAAAAAGAGAGAGUGAAGAAAAGCGGAGGUUUUGUAGCCUGGAACAGCCUGGGACAGCCCCACGUGAAUGGUAGACUUGCUAUGACGCGAAGUAUUGGUGACUGUGAUUUGAAGCAGAGUGGAGUGAUUGCUGAUCCAGAAACUAAAAAAAUUUUGAUACAUCAUGCAGACGAUGCAUUCCUGAUCCUUACAACAGAUGGGAUUAACUUCAUAGUGAACAAUCAGGAGAUCUGUGAUGUCAUCAGUCAGUGCCAUGAUCCAUUUGAAGCUGCCCAAGUCAUUACUGAGCAGGCACUUCAGUAUGGAGCAGAAGAUAACAGCACUGCUGUAGUUGUCCCUUUUGGUGCUUGGGGGAAGCACAAGAACUUGGAUGCCAGCUUUUCUCUUGGUAGAAGUUUUGCUUCAAGUGGAAGAUGGUCUUGUUGAGCACAAAGUUUGAAACCUGAAGCACUCCUGCUUUAAAACUAAAUGAAACUGAAAAGGAUGGUGUGCAAUGAAAGAAUGCAACUGUGCAGAUCUCUCAUUUCUAAAAACGUUAAGCCACAUAGUGAAUAAUAUUCACUCCUGUCCACACUCACAACAUUACAUAUUUAGGAAAAAAAAUCAAGAACACAGCAAGCUGCAGUGUAUGUCAUUCAAGAUUUUUUGCAUUUAGUUGGAUUUGAUUGAACCUGAAUAUUGCUGUUGGUGGUUUUUAUCUGUGUCAUUGCAUUUUCUCCAGCCACAGAACAAUAACCACUAAACAGUGUUUUAUCAGCAAAUGAAUAGCAAGCUUGACAUUUUUAUGUAGUGGAAAGCAGUGAAUUGUUCUGUCUGAUCCAUUAGGUGUGUGCUAGUAAGAAAGGACGUGUGCAGACUUUUGGCCUUUUUUCUUCAGACACCUUGGAUUAGUUUAACUGCAUCUGUCUUCUAAUCAGAAAAGGGAAGAACUCACUUGUUACUUUGACAGUUUAUUUUGUACUUACAUGAACACAGGAGUUAUCCAGACUUGUACAUCCUUUCUGUACAUUACAGGUAUGACUGUGCAGCCAUAUAAUUUGCAGUUUUACCUGUUACACAUACAUAUAAGAACUGCACCCUCACUACCACCCCACAUUAGUAAUUGGACUGUAGUAUUUGGAAAGGAAAUUUGAAUAUUCACAGUUCUUCACACUUCAGGUGAAAAGAGCAGUUUUCCAAAUGUUGUCCAAAUAGACGUUACGCUUUUGUUGCGUCUUGAAGUCAGUUUGUCUUCUUCAAGUCUUGCACAUUUGUGGUUCUCAUUUUGCUUAUUAAGGUUUAGAAUAAGGUGCUGUUUCAUUUCACUGGCAGAGCUGGCAAAAUAUUUGUGCUAUCUUUCAGCUUUCUUCAUAUUUGGCACCUUAAUCCUGUAUUUUUUGAGGGAUGCACUUUUUAGAAUAUGUGUUGCAUCUCUGAGUGAGUGAAGUAAGCUGCUAUGUAAUCUGAGUUUCUGCAUAGGGCAUCAUUUGUAUUCUUUUGCAUUGCCCUUAACAUAAAACUGUUUCACUUUAUAAAUUCUGAACUGUGCCAGUAGUUUAAUUAUGUGCAGGUAUUGAGGGCAAAAUGCCACUUUUUCUGAGAUUGUUGACUGGAAUAGUCAGGCAUUAUUUGACAGGUAAAAAAAUUUCUCUUCCUCACUUGUUCCAUAUAUGUAGCUAUAUCUUAAGAUUCCAGAUGUGGUCCCGAUACUAAAUUUGCUGCAGUGUAGGAGAGGGGGGUGGUAUACCCUUCUAAAGUAAGUUAUUUAAUGCUUUUUCCAGAAGAGGUUGUUUUAACUAGUGUACUACACUGAAAUAAGACACUGUCUUUUUUGACUUCUUGGAACCUUAUAAUAUUUCAGAUUUAAAGAUCAUGGCUCCAUACCUCAGGCGUAUGAGAAAGACCAGUAUAUCACAGUAUAUUAUAGAAAUAUAGGUCUGAAGUAGCACCUCCUGUUGUAUUUUAUUCAUGUUGAUUUUCAUCAUGACUGAAUUUGAAACUAAUAUUUUCACACAUUUCGCUCAGCUUGGAGUUGAAGCUUUUCUGUGACAAUAGUAGCUUUUUUAUGCAGAGAGUUUGUUGUCUUGAUCAAACACCUAAAACAUUGCAAUCUCUGCAACAGAGCCUGCUGUAUAUACUGUUUGUCCCACUUUUUUUAAUAAUUUUUCACUGUGGCUUGCU
Messenger RNA from Protopterus annectens (West African lungfish), 3097 nucleotides. It is a transcript of the gene PPM1K, whose product is annotated as protein phosphatase, Mg2+/Mn2+ dependent 1K. Gene Ontology annotation, biological process: protein dephosphorylation. The coding region runs from base 242 to 1363 and encodes 373 amino acids. The record is from RefSeq and is a predicted model, not a curated record. Gene Ontology annotation, molecular function: cation binding; protein serine/threonine phosphatase activity. The transcript is spliced from 7 exons. Lineage: Eukaryota; Metazoa; Chordata; Ceratodontiformes; Protopteridae.